This is a messenger RNA of Penicillium cataractarum, 3879 nucleotides long. RefSeq lists its product as uncharacterized. NCBI's taxonomy places the organism in Eukaryota, Fungi, Ascomycota, Eurotiomycetes, Eurotiales, Aspergillaceae. The record is from RefSeq and is a predicted model, not a curated record. The transcript is spliced from 2 exons. Bases 1 to 3879 code for a protein of 1292 amino acids.
AUGCCUUCUCGACGACAUCAACAGCCUCAGCUGCAGGUCCCAGUCCCUCCAACCUUCCCCCUCUCAUCACCCAUCAGCGAGGAAAUCUCGAGUCCAUCGUGUUCAUCCGCAGAGGAUAGAGAUCUAGAGCGUACCCGGCCAUUCGACUUCCUCGUCAAGGCGACGAAACACAAACUCGAGUCGAAGUCAGGAAAGGAUGGGAAUCGUUCGCCAAACUUGUCUCAUCGAGAUCGACAUGACCAUCACAGACGACACAGUAUUCGGGGUAUCACGAAGAAAAAGAAGAAUGUCGCGAAACCCGUCGGAUUGAAUUUGGUUACGGACUUUUCACUCGCGGCGCCGCCAACGAAACAAGCUGAUGAUGGGCCCGCGCCGUUUGUCGAUUUGAAUGAUCUCAAAUUGCUGUCCAAGGACCGGGCGAAGGAACGAACUGGGCAGAUCAAGGGCUCGACGGGAACUAUUGAUGAUACCUCUGUGAUUACGAAUUCGUCGAAUAUCUCCAGGAAGAGAGCAUCCUUUCAUCAGCUUCCCGAGGAAACUAGCCGCAUACAAAGCGAGACUGGGAAUCCAUUUCUGGAUCCGAAACUCGAGAAUCCGUUUAGUGAUAGAUUCGAUCAUGGUCUCUCCCCUUCUGAUCGACAUGUCAUGAUUGGUCUGUCUGUGCCUCGCAACGAGUCCUCGCAUCAUACGAGGGACAUAGACAGUGCUGGUACACCACUUACACCUUCUAUCGUUGUGACGCCCGCCCGCGAAGAUGCCCCCUGGUCGACAUCUAGUCCGGAAGGUCUACGGCCCCGCGCAACAUCAAGUAUCUAUUCACAACCCACGCCUCGACUGUGGCAGAAUGGUCCGGAUAUCCCGCCAGUACCGGCUAUACCAGCUGAGCAUUCAACAAAGAAAACGGGCGAGUCGGAUUUCCUGAGUGCCCAUUUCGCGGCUAUGACUCGCAAACGUCGGUCCAUGUCUGUGGAGACUCUUAUUGAGGACGACGGUGCGGAUCACGGACAUGUGCAUGAAUCUCUGGAUGAUAAUGAUCAGGCUCCCUUGACGAGACUCAGUGUCAACACCCAGGCGACUAGACCCGAAUCCCAGGGUUGGUGGACGUAUCUUCUUUCGCCGCUUCUGGGGAAGAAGUCUCCUCUCAGUCCGUCGUUUCCUCGGAGUACAGCCCCCAGCGCGCCAAUCAAUGGCGAGAGGAAAAAAAAAAGUCUAGAGCAGUCUCGCUCCCUGGCAGUCAACGAGGAGCCGGUCUCCUCGGCCAAGAGGCAAACCACUACAUCGAUGAUAUUCGGUGGACGAGCUAUCCAGGGCGAAGCAGCGGAGUAUUAUCAAGCCAGUGCCCACGAAUUAUGGAGCAAAACAAAAACACCCUAUUUCGAGUGCUACAAUCAUAUCUGCUCCAUCACGCCGGAGUCCGUUGUAGCGGCGAUCUACGCUGCGCAGUUUCAGGCUGAUCAAGGGGAAACUCGGGAUCGGGGGUUGAUCUUUGCUGAGGCACAGUUACAGCAGAAGGAUCGCAGUUUGCCUGUACCUUCUGGUGGGAAUAAGGGUCUUCUUAUUGAUGUUGACUCGCCGACGGAAGAGGGUGCAAGGGGUAUUGAGCAUGACAAAGAGAUACAUUCACCUGCGUCGACUAGUUCCUCGGAUUCUUGGUCUUCGAGUAUCACUGAUGAGAAUGAGGUCCGGCAUGAGAAAACCUUGUCUGGGCCACCACAGCAGACGACUAGAGGAGUCGUUCCUGAUGCUCCGGCUGCGCAACCGGUUCAACCUCCCCCUGCUGCAGUGCGUGUUCAUGAGCCUGCUCCUGUUCCUACAGCUUUUAUGCCUGAGCCUCCACCUCCAGGUCCAAUUCCAGUUGCUCCUGCGGUCAUGCCUGAGCCACCACCACCCCCAGUACCGGCACCUGCGCCGGCGCUGGCGCCAGCUCCUCAGAUUAUCAACACUAUUUCACCGCCGACGAAUAACAUUCACUAUAUGCAGCCGCCUAUCACGAUGCCACCUGAACCUGCUCCGAUAGAGAGGGCAGCUCCGCAAUAUGGCUCUGCUUUCCCUCCUAUGAACGAGCCCCCACCCCCAGCGCAAAUGCCUCAAGAACAACCACGAGCAAUGAACGAGUGGCCCUUUGUACCUCCUCCUGCUGCUGCACAAAAUCCAACACACGAGGAGUCAACUAGAGCUGCGCCGGUCCCUGUACCUGUGGCACCACUUCCAAUCUCUGAGCAUCCGCAGGAGAAUCAUGUACCACCACCGAAUCCAAAUCAGAAUGAGCCAAUAUCACCUGCAUUUCAACGGGCAGCAGGAGGACCCGGUGCAAUUCCAAUGAGCUCAAUGAAUGAAGUACAAGCUCCGGCUCCGGCAUACGGUCAACACACCCGAGACGAAGCAGCUCUGCCUCCACGAUAUGCACUUCAUCCAGCCCCUGGAGCAGCAAUUAUGAAUCCCACCGGUGAAAGGGGACCAGGAGAAGCCCGUCGUCAGAGACUAGAACGGGAGGAUGCAAUUGGCAGAAAGGUUGGUGGAUUCUGGCGCGGACGGGCCUGUUUCAGCAAAAAGGGUUGCUUUGGACGUCCAGGACGUGAAGGUCGGACUAAACGCCGCUGGUACUUUUGUAUUUGCAUGUUCUUCUUGAUCAUCGUGAUUCUGGCUCUUGUGCUAGCACUCACGUUGACCAGAAAGGGUGACACAACUCCAGUCCAGUCGCAGUGGCUCAAUCUAACGGGGUACCCACCCAUGCCAACGGGUAUCUCUACAGUUGCCGGUGCAGAGCCUCAGCUCGAGAGGUCGAGCUGUAUCAAGCCCUCCUCCUUAUGGAGCUGCGCCCUUCCCAAGGGUCAGCAGUCCGAUAACAAGCCCUACGCCGCAGACGAGCCCAACUUCCGUCUUGAAAUCCGCUUCCGCAACGGGACAUACAACCACAGCACAGUCCCAAUCUCAAGCAAAACCCGUCGAGGUACCAAUUCCUGGGAUCCAUCACCCUCGCCACCAAGCAUCGCAGACCAAACAUUCCUAGGCAACACAACAGACGGGAACUCCCUCCCCUAUGCGGGCGAAGAAACACCCUUCUACCUGACCAUCCUCUCACCCGUCAAAAUCACAUCGUCCUCGCUCUCCCGCCGCUCCUCAAGCAACGACACAACAACCUUCCCAAACCUAACAGCCGUCAUCCCCGCCCCGUCCGAGAACUCGGACGGCACAGCCGCAGCCGCAACACUCUACCCACUCCCCGAAUCGCAACCCGUCCGCCUCUACAACCGCGGCAAAGACAACGAACACUACGGAUUCUACACGUACUUUGACAAAUCAAUCUUCCUCGCCUCCCGCGCCCCUCUAAACGGCAGCGCAACCGAUUCUUCCCCACUCGACACGAACGGGGGCUCGACCGAAUCCGACGCCGUCGUCCGCUGCACGUGGUCUCAAACUCGCUUCCUCGUGCAAAUAUGGACUCAGCCGUCGAAAAUGGGCUACACACUGCUCAAGUCCGGGAAUAGUUCACGCACGAGCACAACCACGGCAACAGCGACGGCUACUUCAUCUACUUCCUCGGCGACGUCAUCUUCGUCCGCGACGGAUUAUACAAGGCCUGGCUCGUUCCCGUAUCCGAUUAGUAUCACGCUUGAUCGGCACGGGGGCGCGGAGAAGAAGAAGUUGUUGUAUUGUUAUGGUGUGGAGAGUGAUCAGCAUUAUAAUGUUACGGAUCGGAAGUUGCAGCUUGAGGAUAGAGGGGUUGGGGGCACGUUGAUUAAUCCUGCGUCGGGGAUCUUUGAUGAUUUGGAGGGAGAGUCGAGUUCGAGUUCGAGUUCGAAUUCGACAUAUGGGGGCACUGAUGGGGGGACGGGGGGUUGUGCUUGUAGGUGGGCGAAUUGGGUUGCGAGGUCUUGA